CAAAGAUACAGGAUGCUAAUCCUAAUCUCAAUGUUUUGCUGGAAUACCGUCGAUGUGAGGAAGAAUAUUUAUCACGUGUAAAAGAUCUUGAAGAAGUAACAUCAAUUCGUGAUGAUUGCAAAAGGCAGUAUGAUGAAUUGCGUAAAUUACGAUUGGAAGAAUUCAUGCAUGGAUUUACUUUAAUAUCUCAGAAGCUUAAAGAAAUGUAUCAGAUGAUUACGCUAGGUGGGAACGCAGAGCUCGAAUGUUGUGAUAGUUUAGAUCCGUUUUCUGAAGGUAUUAUAUUCAGCGUAAUGCCUCCAAAGAAAAGCUGGAAAAAUAUUUCUAAUCUAUCUGGUGGAGAAAAGACAUUAAGUUCUUUGGCUUUGGUAUUUGCACUUCACCAUUACAAGCCCACCCCGUUGUACGUAAUGGAUGAGAUUGAUGCAGCAUUGGAUUUCAGAAAUGUGUCAAUCGUCGCGAACUAUAUAAAAGAUCGCACAAAAAAUGCACAAUUCAUUGUGAUUAGCUUACGAAAUAAUAUGUUUGAAAUGGCUGACCGAUUAGUUGGUAUAUACAAAACUAAUAAUAUG
Molecule: messenger RNA, 572 nt
Organism: Scutellospora calospora
Lineage: Eukaryota; Fungi; Glomeromycota; Glomeromycetes; Diversisporales; Gigasporaceae
Source: the annotation of a GenBank genome assembly